AUGUUCGGAAAGACGAACGCCAGAAAAUAUUGGAAACAUUGCACCGAACGGUGCUCCUGGUUUCAGGGCCACCCUUCAUCCAGCUACGCCCGGAAGUCGCAUUUGGUGCCAUUAUCACUUUACGGGGACGAGGUUCAAUCAUUCAAAAAUACAGAAGCGGGCAUCGUCGAGAUUCUGGCCUGGAGCUCUGACUUUACAGCGGGGCAUGCACCUCUCGAGAGGUACAUGCCCAUAUUAUGUAUCUCAGAACAUCAUGUGCACGAAAAGACGUGGGGUGAUGUGUGGUCGGCACUCAUCCCACGUCUUCGUCGCAUGUGUUCUGAAGAUACUUUUCCGUGGAGCUCUUCUGGGUAUCGCUUUAUGAUAUCUUCGCUGCAAGGAGGUUUGAAAUGGCUCAACCAGAAAUUUGAAAUCAAUGCCUUCAACAGCAAUGAGCUAUGCUCCAGAUGUCGGUGUUGCAAAAAUCAUGCCGACGCCGGGAUGACUGUGGGAGAUAUGAGGGUCGAUGCGACGCAUCGGUCUACAAUGGUUUCUCAUGCUGAAUUCUUGCAGGAGAUUCCUGCUGAGGACAGGCAUCCAAUCUGGAGUUUGCCUGGCCUGACGGUGCAUCGGUGCCUACAUGAUGUCUGUCACGGGCAGAUGCUUGGGACUGGCAAGGUUCUGAAUGGAUCAAUCUUGGUCUACUUGGCGGAAGCUGGCCACUUUGGUGAUUUCCCGCAGCAAGGCCAAUAUGAUGUGAAUCUGGACAUGCUUCUUCGCAGGGCCUUUGGAAAGUUCUGUGCAUACAAGAAGAGUCACAAACUGGCGGUUGCAUCCAAGAUCCUAAGCUUCUGGCUGGCAGAGGAAGUUUCGAGCUGGGCUUUGCGACCGUCGGCGACAGAGGUCGACAAACGUGUGGCGACUGUGAUGUAUACAUAUGUUGAGCUCUUCAAGCUGAUGGAUCAGUGCGGUGCUAUCUUUGGAGAAGCUGAAGCACAAGAGUUUCAUGAGAAAGGAUUGCUGCAUCUACAAGAGAUGGACUGGCAUGCGGCGCAACUUUAUCUGCUCGAGUACCAGCUGCGCCAGAUCGCAGCGGACAUGUGCAGUUUGAACCAAAUUUACCAUGACUUGCGUCAUCGCUUGCAUAUGCUGGAGUUAAGAAUCGAUCGACUUCUGCAUCCGAGGGGACACAACAAGUUAGCUCCAGAGCUACAGAUUGUUGUAUUCGAUGAGCUAGAUGAGUGA
Molecule: messenger RNA, 1224 nt
Organism: Symbiodinium sp. CCMP2592
Lineage: Eukaryota; Dinophyceae; Suessiales; Symbiodiniaceae
Source: the annotation of a GenBank genome assembly